Molecule: messenger RNA, 1330 nt
Organism: Dendrobium catenatum
Lineage: Eukaryota; Viridiplantae; Streptophyta; Magnoliopsida; Asparagales; Orchidaceae
Product: zinc finger protein 8
Exons: 2
Coding region: 449-1159 (236 amino acids)
Biological process (GO): trichome morphogenesis; response to gibberellin; trichome differentiation
Molecular function (GO): DNA-binding transcription factor activity
Source: RefSeq, a predicted model, not a curated record
CUCCCAUACAAAGCUAACACUCUAAGAAUUAAAACUACCUAUAGAAAGCCAAAAACACCUCCCUCCUGAGCCAAACACCAUUGUUACUCCUCAGUUUUUCUUCUUCAAAACUUGGGAGAAGAAAGAUAGAGAGACCGACAAAAGAAGAAAUUAAACCUCGAUCUCCUCUUCUUAACCCUCUCCCUCUUCUCUUCUUCUUCUUCGAACCCUAUUUGAUAUAGAUCCAAUAUAUAGAAACCCUACAAAGAGAUUUUAUAUGUCUAGGAGAGAAAGCAAGCUCAUAAAAAAAAGCCCAAAUUGGGGAGACAACCAAAGAGGAAAAGUCUCUUAACAUCAAAACCUUCCAUUCCUUGCAUAUAAUUCUGAAGUUCAGCUACAAGUCAAGGAAAGCACCUCUCUCUCUCUCUCUCUCUCUCUCUCUCUCUCUCUCUCCCCCCUCAACACAAAGAUGAGUCAAAAAGAAACACAUGACUUCAUGAAUGUAAGCUCCUUCUCACAACUCCCUUUCAUCCGUCCCACCCAAACCAAAGACAAACCAUCGUCCUCCACUUCGGCCACCGCUGCUGCCAUCCGACUCUUCGGCAUCGACGUACCCCAUGAGCCCACCACUAUCGCCACCACCACUACCUCUCAUGACACUAGCCGAAAGUUCGAAUGCCACUAUUGCGGUCGAAGCUUCCCCACUUCGCAAGCUCUCGGAGGCCAUCAAAACGCUCACAAACGUGAGCGCCAACACGCCAAACGCGCUCAACUACAAUCCGCCAUGGCAGCUGCUCACCACCGUUCUUCCCCCAUUGACCGCCACCAUAUCUACCAUCACCUAGGCCCAUUUUCAACAUCUCGGUUCUCCCUCCUCUCCACUAGCUACCACUCCAACCAUUCCUCCUGGUCGACGCAACCUCCGCCGCCACCUAUUCACGGUAGUCCUCUACCCCCACUAUGGAGAGCUCGAACUCCAGUGCAGGCUGGAAUUAGGCCUAUACUUCCAUUUUUUGGAGGAGAUGGGUUAAGGAGAGUUGGAGAUGGAGACUCUUCUUCUUCCACCAUUUCUUCUAUAUCUCCACAAAAUCGCUUGGUUUGUGAGCCUAUAGAAGGAGGCAAGGAAAAUACACAUGAUCGUGCAAAAAGGGCUAAAGUAAGCUUUAAUUUAUACAUGUAGCACAAGAGCUUGCCCUCUUUUCUGUUGAUUGGAGAACUGCAUUUACUGUAUUUUUUUCUGAAUGGUAUGGCAUCUCAAUCAUUACAUUUGGUAAAGUGACAAGAUAUUAGAGAUGAUUGUUAAAUAGACAAAUGAUUGACUAUAUUCUCACAUAAUUAUCAAAUUUAUCUC